Molecule: messenger RNA, 7912 nt
Organism: Oncorhynchus nerka (sockeye salmon)
Lineage: Eukaryota; Metazoa; Chordata; Actinopteri; Salmoniformes; Salmonidae
Product: endoplasmic reticulum membrane sensor NFE2L1-like
Exons: 6
Coding region: 614-2896 (760 amino acids)
Biological process (GO): regulation of transcription by RNA polymerase II
Cellular component (GO): nucleus
Molecular function (GO): RNA polymerase II cis-regulatory region sequence-specific DNA binding; DNA-binding transcription factor activity, RNA polymerase II-specific
Source: RefSeq, a predicted model, not a curated record
GCAGAUGGCAGCAAUGCACAUAGGGAUGGACUGACAGCCAGACAGUAGGAUAUUCUACUUUGGAGCCUGUGUGUGUGUUCAAUUGAUUUGGCAGGGUUGAUAUAGAUGGGCGGUAUAGCCUAUAGGGGGGUAUGGUUUUUUGACGCCGCGUAGUUAUAGAAAAGAGAAAUGGUAGGCUUCACGUCAUGUAGGGAGGGGACAGCGAGCUGCUCGGUGAACUGAGCAGGCUUUAAAAUUCUCCACUCUCUGAUUUAGAGUCAGAAUACAAAAUCUUCAAAAAGGAUUGGGCUUGCUGCGUUUCCACUGAUGUGCCCAUUCGUUUUGACAACUCCUGUCUCCAUAGUCCGGUUGUGUUUGUCCGUAUAGGAUUUAACGAUAUUUGGAAGAGUGAAGAGGAGAGGACACUUUUUUUUUAUCUCACCAUAGUGUCCAUUUUGGUGUAUCCAAAAUAGCUUUAUUUUGCCUCUUUAUUACAUUGACUUGAAGCUAUAGAUAACCCAUCAACAGACAAUAAGUCUUCUGAGGCUUGCACUUGGCAUUUUUCCACCCACCACGUCUCCAUUCCCUUUCCCUCGUGUCUUGCACUCGCCCUGUAAAACUCUGAAGACAAGACAUGAUGUGCCUGAAGAAAUAUUUCACAGAGGGCUUGAUCCAAGUAGCCAUCCUGCUCAGCCUGGUUGGCGUCAGAGUAGAUGUGGGGCCUUACUUGCCCGCCUCGCACGAGAUGAUCCUGGGCCCCACCUCUACCCUCACCCAGACCCAGUUCCACAACCAGCUGGACGGCCAGGACCUCCCCCCCAAGAGUGUAGACCUGGAUGGCUUCUUCACAGCCCGGAGGCUUCUGGGCUGGGUCCGCGCCCUGGACCGCCUCCGGGUGCCCAGCUCGGAGCUAGAAACCUGGCUGGUGCGGCGCGAACCUGAUGCCCUGGUGGUGGGGGCUCCUGGCCAGCCAGCCCCCCUGGAGGGAGGUGCAGGUGGGUUGGAGGUUCAUGCGGGUGACCAGGUGGGGUCGGUCAUGAGGUCAAGCGUGGUGGCGGGGUCGGAUUACGGGCCAAUCGGAGAGGACAAUCUGGACACCAUGGUGGCCCUUCUAAGAAGAAGCCAUGAGGAGGAGGAUAAGGAUGAGGAUCUCUCUGAAGAGGAUACCGAUACACUUUGGCAGGAUCACUCUGAUCGUGGACGCCAUCAGGGGCCUGAGGGGGGAGAGGAGGAGCUGCUGGUGGGGGACACCUGGAGAGAAAUCUGGAGGGAUGGUGGACCCUCUUACGACCGUGCGAAUAGAGAACUUGCACAGGAUUUAUCUGAUCAGUUUGCCAGCUUGGAAGCUCAGUCCUCAAUGUCUUUCCAAGAAUGUCUACGGCUCUUGGAAGACACCUUCCCCUUUGGAGAGGAGACAGAGCCGUCAGACCCAGUUGGCGUAGAUCUGAGGGAAACCAGCGGAGAGGACCCAACCCCUGACCGAGAGCUUCUUCUGUCCCCCCUGUCGUCCCACGGGGAUCCCUCCCUGGACUUGGAGCAGCAGUGGCAUGAUAUUCUUGCCAUCAUGGAGCCAGAAGAUAUGGACCUUGGCACAGAUGUAAUGCAAUCUGGAUCUAUUCAGAGUUCCAACUUGAUGGACCCCGUUCACCAGGAUGUCAGCCUUCAGCAGGCAAUCCUGCCCAGAAGCAGCCAGGAUAGUUACCCCUUCAACCCCAGCUUUGGGAGCAGUGUUCCCCUGGAGGCCCCACUCCAGCUAGCCCUGCUGAGUCCGUCCUCCAGCGUACCGAACUUUGACCUUAACUUGACCUUUGGCCCAUCUGACCUGACAGAUAGCGCCCUUCCUUUGGCACUCAAUGGCACAGUUGGCAACCCCAUGCCUUCCAUUCAGUCAAGUCUCUUUCUGGAGGAACCAGUCCUGCCUAGCCCACUCGGCUCCCUCUUGGAUGAUGCCUUGCUGGAUGAGCUUAGCUUCCAGGACCUGGCUCUGGAGGAAGGCUUCAACCCAACACAGGCCUCCCAACUUGAGGAGGAGCUAGACUCUGACUCUGGACUUUCUCUGACCUUCAGCCACAGCCCUGCAUCCCCUAGCGGCUCAGAGGCAUCCUAUUCCUCUUCUUCGUCCUCUUCAUCGUCUGACUCUUCUGUGUUUUCUGAAGAAGGGGCUGUGGGCUACAGCUCUGACAUGGAGGUUAUUGUGGAGCGAGAGGAGGGUGCUGUGGGAGGCUACUCCCCAGAAGUCAGCAAGAUGUACAGCACAAACUACCAGAAGCCUGGGCGUUUCAACAACCUCCCUUGGCUGGAACAAGUGGGCCACGACCAUACCUACAACCAGCCUAGGGCCACCUCUCCCAGGCAGGGAAAAUCCCUCAAGCUUCCAAAGUCGCGUUACAGCAAACCCUAUGAGCAUGACAUUUCCGAUAAGCUUUGGGGCCGUGAUGAGCGCCGGGCUCGCACCAUGAAGAUCCCCUUCUCCAACGAUCUCAUUGUCAACCUGCCCGUGGAAGAGUUCAACGAACUUCUGACCAUGCAUCGCCUCAGUGAGGCCCAGCUCAAACUGAUCCGAGACAUUCGCAGGCGGGGCAAAAACAAGAUGGCCGCUCAGAACUGCCGCCGGCGCAAGCUUGAUGUCCUGUUUGGGCUCGAAGAGGGGGUAGAAGGAUUAUGCCGCCACAAGGCCCGCCUGUUGAAGGAAAAGGCAGAGAACCUUCGCUCCGUCCGGGAAAUGAAGCAGCGGCUCAGUGCUCUGUACCAGGAGGUUUUUUCCCGUCUGCGGGAUGAGCAAGGAAGACCCUUGCCUGCCACUGACUACAGCCUCCAAUUUGGCAAUGAUGGACAGGUCCUGCUUGCUACACGGAACGGUUCAGCCAGUGAGCAAAACUGCAAGCCCCACAAGAAACAGAAGGAUGGAAAAAAGUGAAAAAACGAGUUGGGUGUGUAGUUUGGAGUCGAUUGACAAGGGGAUGGCUGUAAAGUUUCAAGAAUUUCUCACAAUAAGAGGGACCUGAAAAGGCAAAGAUGCAAGAGGAUGCUCUUCCUAAGUCGGUUAAUAUGCACUGAUGCGUUUAUUUUCUGGAAAGGACAUGUAGCACAAAUAUGAUCAUGCAAGAAUCUUGUGAGGGUCAUGGAAAAACAAAGGGAAAACCUGUCUCAGGAGCAGAAUAACUGUUGGGAGGACCCUGUCAGCUUUCCAAAGAAAUACAGUACAUAAAACACUAAAAGGUGACAAGGAAGAAGGGCUAGCCUAAGGCCUUCAGCCAAAAGACAAGACCGGGCCCUUAGCGCAAUGCGGGCACAUUGCUGUUCCGGUUUUCCAGUGCCUAUAUGUUGAGAGGUUGGGCCUAGGUUCCUUGAAGUCAUCACUCACAGGGCAGUUUAUUAGGUAUACAUCUAGUACCGGCUCAGACCCCCCUUUGUCUCCAGAACAACACAAACUCUUCUGGGCAUGGAUUCUACAAGAUGUCGGAAACUUUUGUUGCUCAAUUGGUAUCAAGGGGACCUAACGUGUGCCAGGAAAAACAUUCCCCACACCAGUACAGCACCUACACCAGCCUGUACCAGGCAGGAUGGUUCCAUGAAUUCAUGCUGCUUAUGCCAAGUCCUGACUCUGACAUGAGCAUGACGCAACAGGAACUGGGAUUCGGCAGACAGUGGUGGUGAUGGUGAUAACAUGCCCACUGGAGUCACUUGUUUUUAGCUAAUAUGUGUGGAACCCGGGGCAAAAGCCCAUCCGUGACAAGGAUCAACGAGUUGUGCGUUCCGAGAUGCCGUUCUGCACACCACUGUUGUACUACGGCGUGAUUUGUCUGUUUGUGGCCCAACUGUUAGCUUGCAUGAUUCUUGCAAUUCUCCUUUGACCUCUCUCAUGAACAAGCUGUUGUUGCCCACAGGACUGCCGCUGACUGGAUGUUUUUUAUUUAUUUGUCGCACGCUUCUCGGUAAACCCUAGACACCGUUGUGUGGGAGAAGCUCAGGAGGGUGGACGUUUGAGAUACUGGAUCCGGCGAGCCUAGCACCGACGAUCAUACCACGCUCAAAGUCACUUAGGGCACUCAUUGCCCAUUCUAAUGUCCAAUCAAAUAGUAAACGAAUGCCUCGGCCACAAGACUCACUGUCUGUAGGGAGUGAUCCAUUUUAAUGAACGGGGUUGUGUACGUAAAGAAAUUGACCGGUGAGUGUAUACCCAAGUAAAAAGGGUAAGACAGGGGAGCCUGGUUGAGAACAAAAGGGAACCAAAAAAGUUUGCUCCUGUCUAAAGCCUACCGAACACAAGUUGCCAUUAACUAGUAGUGAAGGAGUAGGAUAGUGCCUUUAGUAAAGCCUUAGUUACCCACACAGCUAUCUGUGGUUCUCAGGGGAUGUGACUGCAUGAUAUGGUACAAUGAUAUUCAGGAAAUAGACUAGUUUAAAGUACCUGGAAAUAGUAUCUACUCAGGCCCAGGGCCAACAAUAUUGUGUUAGUGAUAUGGUUGUGGACUUUUAUUUGUAACAAGUUGAAAUUGGAAUGCCUUUAUCACCAGUAUCCUAUUGGAAUACAACUGUUAAAGCUGCAUAAAAUAUCACAGCAUUUUCAAAAACAUUUUUAAAAAGUUUGAAAUGUAUUAAAUGCCACUACAAGUACUGUGAUUGUGUCCUCACACUACUGUUAAAAGCUUUGUCAAGCACUUUACAAGUGUCCAAUAUCAGCAAAAGAAAAGUAUUUAACAAAAACACUGAAUUGGAGGUGCUUUAUUGUAUUAUUGGUUUCAAAAGAACAUGAUUUUGUUUUAGGAGGUGUCCUCACCCCAUUUCUGUUUCAUACUUUUGAAUACUUGCUGGCAACCAAGGGAUGUUACUUUUGGGUGGAUAAAACAUCAACCUACAUCUCUUUUUGAUCCCUUAUUCCUUGACGAUUUAGUGAUAUUACAAAGAAUUCUAAUACGUAGUAAAAAAUUACAAGUUAACUUGCUUCCACAAAUAAUAUGAAACACCAUCGUUAACAAAAAAAGAUUUAUUGUCCAAAAACAUUUAAACAAGUGAAAGUAACCACUGCAAAAUGGUGACUGAUUGGAAAGCAAGAAACAUGCAACAAGAGAUGCAUCUUCAGUAGACACAAGAAAGAGCCAGAGACAAAAUAACUAAAAGCUUACAUAUGAGCCGCUUGACUAGGAUAUACUGUAUAUAUACAUACAUAUAUGUGUAUACAUAUAUAUAUAUACACACACACACAUAUAUAUAUAUACACACACAUAUAUAUAUAUACACACACAUAUAUAUAUACAUACAUACAUACAUAUAUAGAAAUCUUCCGGUCUGGUAUAUUAGAAAAGAUAUGCAGCCUUCUUAAAUGUGUCAUGUUAAAAUGAGCAGUAAAAUACCAAUGAAAAAUCAAUCCAAGGCAACAGGCUCUAUACCAGGGCUGUAAAACCCCUGGUAACGGUGGUUGUCUUCAGUACCUAAACAUUUCAAUGUUAGUCACCAUUAAAUCGGUUAAAUCGAUUAACAAUUUUUCAUACAAGCUAUUGUUAGCCAUGAUGAAUUAAUUCAAUUCAUUACUUUAACAAUGAAGGAUUCAAAAGAUGCCAGAAGAGGGAUAUUCAGACGCAAUAGAGCAGUGAACAAUUCUUCAAUUAAUCGAGAAGUAGCAAAGCCCCACAAACCAAACUUGAAUAUAACCCAACCCACCUCUGUGAGGGUGUCAGAUCUUUAAUUGGCAGCUCAUUUUAAUAUAACAGAUCCAGACACACCGAGAAUUAACAUCAGCGCUCAAAGGUAAAGUCUGAAAGUAGAAUUAGCUUGGAGAGGUCGUCUUGAUCUGGUCUUGCGAUUUCAGUUUGUCAGUUGUGUUAGAUGAAUAAAUUGCUAGAUUGAUCUAUAUUCCAUGGCUGCCAACACCUUGGAUAGAUUUACUUUACAGACCACCAUAAAACCGUUGUAUUUACUUUGAAUCACAAUAUAGACUACCUAAGGAUCCCUCAUCUGCAUUUAAAACAGGGAUUUAGUAAAACAGAAGUGCACGUGCAUAGACAAGGGAAUUCUCCUGUUCCUGGAGAGCUACUGUCAUGUACAGUUGAAGUCGGAAGUUUACAUACACCUUAGCCAAAUACAUUUCAACUCCGUUUUUCACAAUUCCUGACAUGUAAUCCCAGUAAAAAUGUCCUGCCUUAGUUUGGUUAGGAUCACCACCUUAUUUUAAGAAUGUGAAAUGUCAUAAUAAUAGUAGAAAGAAUGAUUUAUUUCAGCUUUUAUUAAUUUCAUCGCAUUCCCAGUGGGUCAGAAGUUUACAUACACUCAAUUAGUAUUUGGUAUCAUUGCCUUUAAAUUAUUUAACUUGGGUCAAACGUUUCGGGCAGGCUUCCCACAAUAAGUUAGCUGCAUUUUGCCCUAUUCCUCCUGACAGCUGGUGUAACUGAGUCAGGUUUGUAGGCCUCCUUGCUCGCACACACUUUUUCAGUUCUGCCCACACAUUUUCCAUAGGAUUGAGGUCAGGGCUUUGUGAUGGCCACUCCAAUACCUUGACUUGUUGUCCUUAAGCCAUUUUGCCACAACUUUGGAAAUAUGCUUGGGGUCAUUGUCCAUUUGGAAGACCAAGCUUUAACUUCCUGAGAUGUUGCUUCAAUAUAUCCACAUCAUUUUCCUUCCUCAUGAUGCCAUCUAUUUUGUGAAGUGCACCAGUCCCUCCUGCAGCAAAGCACCCCCACAACAUGAUGCUGCCACCACCGUGCUUCACGGUUGGGAUGGUGUUCUUUGGCUUCCAAGCCUCCCCCUUAUUCCUCCUAACAUAACGAUGGUCAUUAUGGCCAAACAGUUCUAUUUUUGUUUCAUCAGACCAGAGGACAUUUCUCCAAAAAGUACGAUCUUUGUCCCCAUGUGCAGUUGCAAACCGUAGUCUGGCUUUUUUUUAUGGCAGUUUUGGAGCAGUGGCUUCUUCCUUGCUGAGCGGCCUUUCAUGUUAUGUCGAAAUAAGACUUGUUUUACUGUGGACACAUACUUUUGUACCCGUUUCCUGCAGCAUCUUUACAAGGUCCUUUGCUGUUGUUCUGGGAUUGAUUUUCACUUUUCGCACCAAAGUACGUUCAUCUCUAGGAGACAGAACACAUCUCCUUCCUGAGCGGUAUGACGGCUGCGUGGUCCCAUGGUGUUUAUACUUGCAUACUAUUGUUUGUACAGAUGAACGUGGUACAUUCAGGCGUUUGGAAAUUGUUCCCAAGGAUGAACCAGACUUGUGGAGGUCUACAAUUUUUUUUCUGAGGUCUUGGCUGAUUUCUUUUGAUUUUCCCAUGACGUUAAGCAAGGAGUCACUGAGUUUGAAGGUAGGCCUUGAACUACAUCCACAGGUACACCUCCAAUUGACUCAAAUUAUGUCAAUUAGCCUAUCAGAAGCUUCUAAAGUCACUACAUAAUCUUCUGGAAUUUUCCAAGCUGUUUAAAGGCACAGUCAAUUUAGUAUAUGUAAACUUCUGUCCCACUGGAAUUGUGAUACAGUGAAUUAUAAGUGAAAUAAAUCUGUCUGUAAACAGUUGUUGGAAUAAUUACUUGUGUGAUGCACAAAGUAUGUGUCCUAACCAACUUGCUAAAACUAUAGUUUGAUAACAAGAAAUUUGUGGAGUGGUUGAAGAAAAUAGUUUUAAUGACUCCAACAUAAGUGUAUGUAAACUUCCGACUUCAACUGUAGGUUUUCAUCAACUCCCGUUUUAAUUGACCUGAUUCAACUUAUCAACCAGCUAAUUAUUAGAAUCAGGUGCGCUAGAUUAGGGUUCGAGCAAAAACCUAAAGGAUGGUAGCUCUUCAGGAACAGGGUUGGAGAGCCCAGGCAUAGACACUACAUUUUCCUCUGUGUAUACAUACCUCUUGGGAUAGAUUUGGUUGCAUUGCAAUGAAAAUAAAAAUGACAUUUGUUUUGUCCAUCCCUCAUCUUCGCAACCACAUUAAAACCAUGGGUCUUGACUGAGCCGAA